Molecule: messenger RNA, 1330 nt
Organism: Eurypyga helias (sunbittern)
Lineage: Eukaryota; Metazoa; Chordata; Aves; Eurypygiformes; Eurypygidae
Product: TGF-beta receptor type-1
Exons: 5
Biological process (GO): cellular response to growth factor stimulus; protein phosphorylation; nervous system development
Cellular component (GO): plasma membrane; activin receptor complex
Molecular function (GO): ATP binding; activin receptor activity, type I; SMAD binding
Source: RefSeq, a predicted model, not a curated record
GAAAGUGACAUAUAUGGUUUUCUUGUUUCUUGUGUGUGUUACGUGUGGUAUUCAUACCAGUGUUAUUUUGCAGACAAUGGUACAUGGACUCAGCUGUGGUUGGUGUCAGACUAUCAUGAGCAUGGAUCACUCUUUGAUUACCUGAACAGGUAUACAGUAACAGUGGAAGGAAUGAUAAAAUUAGCUUUGUCCACUGCCAGUGGUCUUGCUCAUCUUCACAUGGAAAUUGUUGGCACACAAGGCAAACCAGCGAUUGCCCACAGAGAUUUGAAAUCAAAAAAUAUAUUGGUAAAAAAGAAUGGAACAUGCUGCAUUGCAGAUCUGGGAUUGGCAGUUAGACAUGAUUCAGCUACAGACACAAUUGAUAUUGCCCCAAACCACAGAGUGGGAACAAAAAGGUACAUGGCACCUGAAGUUCUAGACGAUUCCAUAAAUAUGAAACAUUUUGAGUCGUUCAAGCGAGCAGACAUCUAUGCAAUGGGACUAGUGUUUUGGGAAACAGCUCGACGAUGUUCAAUUGGUGGAAUCCAUGAAGAUUACCAGUUGCCAUACUAUGACCUCGUUCCUUCAGAUCCUUCUGUCGAAGAAAUGAGGAAAGUUGUGUGUGAGCAGAAGUUAAGGCCCAAUAUUCCAAACAGAUGGCAGAGCUGUGAGGCAUUACGAGUCAUGGCAAAAAUUAUGCGGGAAUGCUGGUACGCCAACGGCGCCGCUAGGCUAACAGCUUUGCGCAUUAAGAAGACACUAUCGCAGCUUAGUCAACAGGAGGGGAUAAAGAUGUAAUCCUGGAUUUGCUCCCGAAGAAUACUGCGGAGAUCCGGAUCUGCACCAGAGUGGCGUGUUAAGAAGGUUAAUUGUUCUACCUCACUGGGGGAACAGAAGGAUAUUGCUGCCUUGUAGUACUUCAUAGGAACGUCACUUACUAGGGGUUUCGUGGACGUGCUAAACAGUUGUGUUGGGUCCUUUCUGUGCACUAUGAGCCUCUUUCCCAGGUUACUUACAAAACGUUGUGUAGUCUAGUUUUAUUUUUAUUAACCUAUGAUUUUUUUUUUUUUUAAUUUGGAAAGUUGAUAGAUGGUCUUAACUUCUGGUUAACUCUGCUAAAAACAGGGGGUCACUUUUAAAAUAGAACUGAUUCACAAUAUUGUUCUAGAGUGCAUUGAUGGCUCUUUCAGCAACUUUAUUCCUGGCUGGUACAUGGAUUCCUCUGAACCACUGUCACAAUUCUUGGAUUCAGAUUUGGAGUGUACUGUUGGAGUAUACUUUGCUAGCUAUUAAGGUAGUAUAUCUUUUGGACUCUGGUUUACCAAUUGACCUCAUCCAGUUGUGGGAA